AUGCUCGUCGCCAAAAGUCGUCGCUUCUUGCCCCGCACUCGGCGCUGAACCCGACUCAGAACUCAAAGUUUUGCACAACAGUUCCACACAUCCAGCCACACACAGCAAAGUCAUCCCCGGAAUAAACCCAACGAUCGUGUGAUAUUCUGACACCCAAUUCGACAUCAAAUUUAAUCAAAAUCUAACCAAAAUUCGUGUAAAUCUGUGAAUAUUAAAUGUAAUUUAGUGUAUCCUGUGUACCACAGAUCAUGAGAUCGAAAAAUCUAUUCAGAAGUUGGAAAUUAAGGCCACAACAUGAAACGUAGGAAAAGCAGAAACAAAACGCCAAACGCUGAUUUCAAACGUUCCAGAACUGGAGUCAUGUCAUGGGAUUGUUAUAUAAAGGUUCCAGACUCUUGAACAUAAUUCUGGAUUCCCUGGAAGAUCAAGAGGGUGGAGCUAUGUACAUAUCGUGCGAUGUCUCAAACGGAGGUCCCGUGGAACCAGAGACGGGCUAUGUGCCCAACAAUCCCUUAUUCGGCCUGGCGCUGGACAGUCCGCAGCAAGAGUGUGCUGCAUCCUGCGUCGGCUGCCUGUCCUGCCAAGGCAACACCGCCCUGCCCAUCUCCUCGCUCACCAGCAGCGACUUUGACUGCGGCGGCUGCUUCGAUCCCACCAUCGGCGUUGGCAUCGGCAUCGGCAUCAGCGGAGGCGCUGGCCACAUCCAGAUCAACACCACUCCGCCGGCGAGCAGCGGCAGCAACCUAACGGGCACGGGUGCCGGUAGCGGCAACAACGUCGGCAACGGCAGCAACAGCUACUGGAGCACCGACGAGAUGGCAUCCACCUUCCCCGGCCUGCCGCCCCUGGACAUUGAUCCGCUGCCCAGCCUGUUCCCCUUCUCGCCGUGCGGCGCCUCUUACAACUUUGCCGGCAAUCCGCACCAGGCCUCGCUCUCCUACACCGUCCAUCCACACCAGAUGCUCAUUUCGCCCAACGGCGGCCAGCAGCACGGGCAUGGCAACCACCAGUCCCAGCACCAGCCCCAGCAUCAGCACCACCAGCACCUGCACUCGCAGCAGGUGCAGAGCCAGCCAUCGCACGGCGGCAAUACGCUCCUCCAGGGCAGCAGCAGCAACGGAGGUGGCCCCGGCAGCGGUUCGUGCUACUACGAGGCGGGACCCAGUGCCCCCACAGCCGCCGCGGCCAUGUAUCCCAGCAUGAGUGUGAACGUCAGCAUGAACAUGACCAUGCACCACGGCUACGGGGCAGCCGACGGCACAGGAGUGCCCAUGCAGUGCUCCCAGAUGAACUGGACGCCGCCCAGCAGCUCCUCGGCAGUGAAUGUGCUGUAUCCGCCGCUGCUGAGUCCCACCCACUACCCUGCCUCGGCCACCUACUCCUUCACGGCGGAUUUCCGUGCACCUGUGCCAGCGCCCACGGCCCUGGGAUCCUUGCCGUCGCUAGCUGUAGGUGACAAGGAGUCGCCGUCGCCGCCUGCUACCAGCACAUCCGCCGCACUGGGCUACUAUGCCGCCGGCGUGGGUGGCGGCCAGAGCUACACGCCACCCCACAAGAGUCCCGGCAGCGGUUACCAGGUGGGAGCGUCAUCCCUGGGCCUCGGACUGUCGGCCUUCGACGAUGACGGGGAGGACAGCACCGAGGAUGGGGAGGGCAGCGCUGGCGGUGAUUUGAAGCCGAACCUGUGCCGGCUCUGCGGUAAGACGUACGCCCGGCCCAGCACACUGAAGACGCACCUACGCACCCAUUCGGGCGAGCGGCCGUAUCGCUGUCCGGACUGCAACAAGAGCUUCUCCCAGGCCGCCAACCUGACGGCCCACGUACGCACACACACCGGCCAGAAGCCGUUCCGCUGCCCCAUUUGUGAUAGACGCUUCUCGCAGAGCUCCAGCGUCACCACGCACAUGCGCACGCACUCCGGGGAGCGGCCGUACCGUUGCUCCUCCUGCAAGAAGUCCUUCUCGGACAGCUCCACCCUGACCAAGCAUCUGCGCAUCCACAGCGGCGAGAAGCCCUACCAGUGCAAGUUGUGCCUGCUCAGAUUCUCGCAGUCGGGCAACCUCAAUCGGCACAUGCGCGUCCAUGGGAACAACAACAAUGGCAGCAGCAGUGGCAGUGGCAGCAACGGUGGCAGCGGUGGUGGUGGCAACAGCCUCCUUACAUGACAAAAGCCACGCAGUGCAGGCGGUUUUCAACACUAUCACCCCCCGCACCAGCACCACCCGAAUCUACAUCACGUGCACCACCAGCACCCCACACAUCACCACGCCCACCCCCAC
Messenger RNA from Drosophila obscura, 2279 nucleotides. Its product is annotated as protein glass. Gene Ontology annotation, biological process: regulation of transcription by RNA polymerase II. Gene Ontology annotation, molecular function: DNA-binding transcription factor activity; RNA polymerase II cis-regulatory region sequence-specific DNA binding. NCBI's taxonomy places the organism in Eukaryota, Metazoa, Arthropoda, Insecta, Diptera, Drosophilidae. The transcript is spliced from 5 exons. The coding region runs from base 366 to 2165 and encodes 599 amino acids. The record is from RefSeq and is a predicted model, not a curated record.